UUUCACUUCUUAAUUUUGAGGUUAUCCGAAAUUUGGAAAGUGAAAAAUUGUAUUUUAAUUAGUUUCACCAGAUCCAGCUAAUAUUGAGCAAAAAUGACAAUCGAAAUGGACGAAAAGUACGGAGGAUGUGAAGGUCCUGAUGCCAUGUAUGUGAAAUUAAUAUCAUCGGACGGUCAUGAAUUCAUAGUUAAAAGAGAGCAUGCAUUAACUUCGGGAACAAUCAAAGCUAUGCUUUCUGGACCUGGUCAAUUCGCUGAAAAUGAAGCUAAUGAAGUCAACUUUAGAGAAAUUCCUUCACACGUUUUACAAAAAGUCUGUAUGUAUUUCACAUACAAGAUCCGAUACACAAAUAGUUCAACUGAAAUUCCGGACUUUCCAAUUGCUCCAGAAAUAGCAUUGGAGCUCUUAAUGGCUGCAAACUUUUUAGACUGCUAAUUCCUUUCAUCAUAACUUACAUGUUCAUUUUGUGUUAAAGAAACAAUAUAAGAAUGUGUCUUUUUCUUUUGGGUGAGAGAUUAUUAUUUUGAUAUGCAUUAGAAUUUUUUUCCUUAUCACAUUCAAACAAAUAACAAAAUUUGUAAGACAUAACAAGUCUUCAAGACACCUAAAUCAAUAAUUUUACACA
Messenger RNA from Chironomus riparius, 625 nucleotides. Lineage: Eukaryota; Metazoa; Arthropoda; Insecta; Diptera; Chironomidae. The record is from the annotation of a GenBank genome assembly.